Messenger RNA from Pristis pectinata (smalltooth sawfish), 3766 nucleotides. RefSeq names its product dihydrolipoamide S-succinyltransferase (gene dlst). Gene Ontology annotation, cellular component: oxoglutarate dehydrogenase complex. Lineage: Eukaryota; Metazoa; Chordata; Chondrichthyes; Rhinopristiformes; Pristidae. The transcript is spliced from 15 exons. The record is from RefSeq and is a predicted model, not a curated record. Gene Ontology annotation, biological process: tricarboxylic acid cycle. The coding region runs from base 51 to 1424 and encodes 457 amino acids. Gene Ontology annotation, molecular function: dihydrolipoyllysine-residue succinyltransferase activity.
UGUGUCCCAGCUGACUUCCGGUCGGGCUCCGCUUGCGCCCCCGCGUCGCCAUGUUCACCCGCUCACGGUGGCUACCCCGGAGCUUCAGCCGCCUGGCCGCCGCCCUGCAGGGUAAUGGUUCCCAACAACCCAGAGGUGUCUCUGGUCUUUUAGUAUGCCAUCGAUCCAUUUAUGAUAAAAGCAGGCAGCUUCCUGAAAAUGGCUCCAAAUUCAGCAUCUUCCACAUACGACACUUCAGAACAUCAACAGUUUUCAAUGAUGAAGUGAUGACGGUGAAUACACCUGCAUUUGCAGAGUCUGUCACAGAGGGAGAUGUCAGGUGGGAAAAAGCUGUUGGUGACGAAGUAAGUGAAGAUGAAGUGGUAUGUGAAAUUGAAACUGAUAAGACAUCGGUGCAGGUUCCUGCUCCACAUUCUGGUAUCAUCGAGGAGCUCCUGGUCCCUGAUGGAGGUAAAGUGGAAGGAGGAACCCCUCUCUUUAAGCUCAGGAAAAUGGAAGGUGGUGCUGCAAAGACCAAACCAGCAGCCCCCUCUGCUGCCAAACCAGAAGCUCCAACUCCACCCCCACCUCCACCCCCACCUCCAGCGGCCACAGCAGGGGCAAUUCCGACUACAAUGCCACCUGUGCCACCUGUACAUACACAAGCCAUGGACAGUAAACCUGUUUCAGCAGUGAAACCUACUGCAGCUCCUGUUGGACACUUAGCCACAGCUGGUGUCAGAUCAGAGCAUAGGGUUAAAAUGAAUAGAAUGCGACAGCGAAUUGCACAGCGACUAAAGGAGGCUCAGAAUACUUGUGCCAUGCUGACGACAUUUAACGAGAUUGAUAUGAGCAAUAUCCAAGAAAUGAGAACUUUGCACAAAGAAACCUUCCUCAAGAAGCACAACCUGAAGCUAGGUUUCAUGUCUGCAUUUGUUAAGGCAUCCAGUUUUGCACUGCAGAAUCAGCCAGUGGUAAAUGCUGUUAUUGAUGAUACAACCAAAGAAAUCAUCUACAGGGACUAUAUUGACAUCAGUGUAGCUGUAGCAACGCCAAAGGGUCUGGUGGUUCCUGUUAUCCGAAAUGUUGAAACAAUGAACUAUGCCGAUAUUGAGAAAGCAAUCAAUGAGCUAGGAGACAAGGCACGCAAGAACGAGUUGGCUAUAGAGGACAUGGAUGGAGGUACUUUCACAAUCAGCAAUGGUGGUGUGUUUGGCUCAAUGUUUGGGACACCAAUUAUCAACCCACCCCAGUCUGCCAUCCUGGGUAUGCAUGGCAUCUUUGAGAGGCCAGUUGCAAUUAAGGGCCAGGUUGUGAUCCGUCCCAUGAUGUAUGUGGCCCUAACCUAUGACCACCGCUUGAUUGAUGGCAGAGAAGCAGUACUUUUCCUCCGAAAAAUUAAAGCUGCAGUUGAAGAUCCUCGUGUGCUACUACUUGACAUUUAAACCCAAUUACAAUUAUUUAAAAAGAAACACAUACUCAAAAUGUCAUACGCAUUUUCAUAUUAAAUAAUUGUUUUACCUUUUUGAUGUUUAAAAAAAAUUAUAAAUGAAUGUUUUAUGGACAAAUUGCAAUUUCUGUAGGAAUUGUUUAUAAUGGAAGGGUAUGGCAUGUCAGAGACUUUACAGCUAAUUUAUAUUAUGAGGAAACAAGCAUACUAACAUGGGUAAAUCACUGAUAUUUUAUAUUGAGGGAGCAGCUUUGAGUGGUCUCAUUCACAAUUUAGUAUUAAAGAGCAUGAAACUGGCAAUUGCAACAAAAGAUGUCAAAAUUGACCAAUAUUGAAGCUGGAAAUGCAGAAUUCCUUAUCUGAUACUCAUAGUGAGACAUAUUGCCAAGGCAGAUACAGAAUCUUUGCUUCUAACAAAUGAUGCUUUUGAUUUGGGAAUGUUCCACAUCUGAGAGAACACAUUUCAUCUUCCACCAUUAACAUCUUUAUCUUGAUAUAAAAAUGCACUGAUUGAAAGAGUACUGUUGCAACAUUAUUUUCUAUCCAGCUAGGUAGAAGCAAAUGCAUUGUCCCAAAGUUAUUUUGGGAACUUUGAGUUGCAAAAAUUUUACAUUAGUCACUUACAGAAUGGAGGACAUGAAAUUAUUUGUUCUUAAUAUACUAGUUUUCUUGUGGCCAUAACACCAGGCUUCAAGUUUACAAUAUUGCUGUAAUUAAUAUCUGCUACCAAACUUUGCUGUUGAAGACAUAAUGAAAAAGAAACCCUCAUCGCUAAAACAAUCUGAAGUUUACAAAGUUGGCAAGCUAAAUUACACAAAGGAGCCAGAGGGCUGAAGGAACACAACUAAUGGUACAGGUGAUUACUGUUCCUUUUAGAUGGCUAUGAAUUUACAAUAUAUAAAUGUUGUGUUGCAAGUUUUAGUUUAUUCUCCAUUGAUAAGUCUUUGUACUGGGUUCAUUUCUCGUUCCCCCUUUCACCACCCCCACAGCCCAAAUUGUCUAGCUGGUAUUAAGUUCCAAGCACCUUUGCUCAAGAAUGCAUGCCACAGUCUUAGCACGCAGCUGUGCAGCAUCAUGUUAGUCCAAGUUUCCAAGUGUUUCAUUAUGGGACCAGCUUAAUACAACCCACUUUGCUAACAACGUAUUCUGUUCAAAUCAAAUCCUGUUUCCUCGGCAAUGAAUUUCCUUGUCCUCUGAGAAUUAAGCGGUCUUUUGAGAUUUUAAAAAAUGCGCACAACUUUUUUAUUCCUGUACUAUGUUGGGGUGUACAGACGGUAUUGUGAUUAGCACGAUAUUAGGGUCAGUAAACUUGUUUAUCAGGUCAAGUAUUAUUCAAAUAAAUGUGGAUCUUUCUGUAUUGUAGAGAGAAGGGUUUUUAUUGAAAGCUGCUUCCUGACAUGAAAUGUCCUUCCUAUAUUAAUGGAUUACAGUAGUACAAUUUGAUAGAGUAGCAGGAAGACGGUUCCAAAUUGAGAAUUAAGUCAAGAGUGUUCUUACAGGACAGUUAAUGAGCCCUUUCACACUAUGUAGGGAAAUAUGCAUUAGGAUUGAGAACAAACUGGGUGUGGUGGGGAGGGGAUUGGCACUUUUGAGGUCGUGUUUUUUUUCAGUGGGAUUAUUUUUAAUACUAGCUCGUGAGAUUCACAUGACCUUUCUGUCAUUGUGUGUUAAGUGAAAAAGUGAGCCCUAUCCUUAGUUUGAGCUUGUGUUUUUGAGACACAAAUAUACACUAGUACACAAUCAGAGGUGCUACUCCUACAGAUUUGCGUACAUUUUCCCGCAUCUUCCGAACAGUGAUAAUAUUGCUUCCCUCAAUCUGCACAACUUUUAAAUAUUCGAUACAUGGUGUGCACCAUGAUUUCACUUGUGACACUAGCUCACCUGUUUCCAUCAGCACAUGGGGCAUAGUUGGAUAUACGUACGUCAUUUUAAAAAAAAUUACCUGCACCGCAGUGCGGUCAUUGGCAAGAGGGAAACUAAUCUGUGAUUCAGAGAAAUGUAUCAGUUACCCAACAAGCUACAGAGGAGAAAUUCUUAACAGCUUUAUUGUGGGUACGCUGCCAAGCAAGCUUAAGCACUAUGUACCAGUUGGAUGCAGUUACAUGAUGGUUUAUUGAUUGUGCGGCUUAGACCUGUCCCAGUCGGUGCUUUUCCAGGCAUGGCAUUUAGUGGUAUACUGGAUGUUCAUAUUUACUUUGCAGCACUCUUAUCAGUUAAUUAAAUUCCAAAAAGUUUGAAACAUUUAACCAAAAAUGAGGCAGUAAGUUGAAAUGUUGAAAAGGACAAUUGGUAAUGUAAUAGUAUUCGAAAUCAAUAAAUGUGACUAUUCAAACCCUC